Nelumbo nucifera (sacred lotus) is the source of this 865-nucleotide messenger RNA. RefSeq names its product elicitor-responsive protein 1-like. The record is from RefSeq and is a predicted model, not a curated record. NCBI's taxonomy places the organism in Eukaryota, Viridiplantae, Streptophyta, Magnoliopsida, Proteales, Nelumbonaceae.
UUGAAUUGACGUAGCCUAUGAGGAUGGCAUCACCGAGUUUUUUCGCAGAAAACUCUUUUGAAAGACAAAGAAUGUAACUCCCGGAUAUAAAUUAAAGACCGUCAACGCAUAGAGGUUCGACAAAUUAAAGAUACAUGAUACACGUUUUCGGAAAUCUUUUCUUUCUUUGAGCUAGCUUCUUUUACAUCUUCGUCGUCGUCGUCGUUGCAUAUUGAUAUUCUUCGUCGUCCAAGAAAUAGAGAAAAGAGAGAUGGGGAGUGGGAUACUACAGGUGCUACUCCUCGAUGCGCAUCGCCUAAGAAACACAGAAUUGUUUGGUAAUAUGGACCCAUAUGUUGUGAUAAAAUAUGGAAAUGAAGAGCGCAAGAGCUCCGUUGCUCGAGGCCAAGGCAGGAAUCCGGUUUGGAACGAGAAAUUUACUUUCAAGGCGGAAUAUCCAGGGAAGAUUGUUGGGGCACACAAGCUCAACCUUAAAGUCAUGGAUAAGGAUACCUACACCGCCGAUGACUUUGUCGGUGAAACAACUAUCUACAUAAAGGAUGUACUAUCACUAGGAAUCGACGUUGGAAAAGCCGAGCUUCCACCAAGAAAAUACAGACUCGAGCUUGCCGAUAAGACCUACAAAGGAGAGAUUCGGGUUGGCGUCAGCUUCACCAUGAAGGUGCCAGAGGACGACGAUAUCGGUGGAUGGAAACAAAGUUGCUUCUAAACAACAGACUCGUCUGUAAUUCAAGUUUCUGCAAUUUGACAUGGACUUUGGUACUUUGCUAUAAGUUGUUUUUGUAGAAAUUUAUUUAAUUUUUUUUUCUGUAAAUUUUACAUGCAGUCCUGUACAUUGCUAUACAUCCAGGGGCGCAAUUUCUCA